Messenger RNA from Colletotrichum godetiae, 2004 nucleotides. Its product is annotated as family 1 glycosyl hydrolase. Bases 309 to 1739 code for a protein of 476 amino acids. The transcript has 2 exons. Lineage: Eukaryota; Fungi; Ascomycota; Sordariomycetes; Glomerellales; Glomerellaceae. The record is from RefSeq and is a predicted model, not a curated record. Gene Ontology annotation, molecular function: beta-glucosidase activity. Gene Ontology annotation, biological process: carbohydrate metabolic process.
AUCGUGGCAGCACCUCAAUUCCCGUCUGUACGAUUCCCUUUUGCUCCCUCCUCUCUCCGUCGCCUCCUUCUACAUCUCAACUCUACUCUUGACCUCUUUUAGCUACUUGUUAUCGGGUGGUUCGUCUUUUGUCGGGGUUAUCCAUCUACUCUUGGCCGACCCAUCAUCAUCCCACCGUCAAGCCCAUCGAAACCCCCUCCAUCCGUCAGUCUUAGUGUAGGUGUCUCGCUGAGCACCGCCAACUCUGAGAUUCGUAAUACCAAUUCUUUCUACAGUACCUAGCAGAUUACUCUACAAAUCCGCCCAUCAUGUCUCUUCCCAACGACUUCCUUUGGGGCUUUGCCACCGCAUCUUACCAGGUUGAGGGUGCCGCUGAGAAAGACGGCCGUGGUCCUUCCAUCUGGGACACCUUCUGCGCCAUUCCCGGCAAGAUUGCCGAUGGCAGCUCCGGUGCCGUCGCCUGCGAUUCCUACAACCGCACCGCCGAAGACAUCGCCCUGCUCAAGUCCGUUGGCGCAAACACCUACCGCUUCUCCCUUGCCUGGUCGAGAAUCAUCCCUGUCGGUGGUCGCAACGACCCCAUCAACCAGGCCGGCCUUGACCAUUACGUCAAGUUCGUCGACGACCUCCUUGAAGCUGGCAUCACUCCCUUCAUCACCCUCUUCCACUGGGAUCUUCCCGAUGGACUCGACAAGCGCUACGGCGGUCUCCUGAACCGUGAGGAGUUCCCUCUUGACUUUGAGCACUAUGCUCGCAUCGUCUUCAAGGCCAUUCCUAAGUGCAAGAACUGGAUCACCUUCAACGAACCUUGGUGCUCCUCCAUCCUCGGCUACAGCAGUGGCUUCUUCGCCCCCGGUCACACCUCGGAUCGCAGCAAGUCCGCCAUCGGUGACUCCUCCCGCGAGCCCUGGAUUGUUGGCCACAACCUUCUUGUCGCCCACGGUCGCGCAGUCAAGGUCUACCGCGAGGAGUUCAAGCCAACCAACGGUGGCCAGAUCGGUAUCACUCUGAACGGUGAUGCCACCUACCCCUGGGACCCUGAGGACCCUGAGGAUGUAGAGGCCUCUGACCGCAAGAUCGAGUUCGCCAUCUCCUGGUUCGCUGACCCAAUCUACUUUGGCAAGUACCCUGACUCCAUGCUCAAGCAGCUUGGCGACCGCCUGCCCGAGUUCACGCCCGAAGAGCUCGCCCUUGUCAAGGGAUCCAAUGACUUCUACGGCAUGAACCAUUACACGGCCAACUACAUCAAGCACAAGACCACCACUCCUGAGGAAGAUGACUUCCUCGGCAACCUUGAGUGUCUCUUCGAAUCCAAGAGCGGCGAGAACAUUGGCGAAGAGACCCAAUCUUUCUGGCUGCGCCCCAACCCCCAGGGCUUCCAUAACCUCCUUGUCUGGCUCUCCAAGCGCUACGGCUACCCGCCCAUCUACGUCACAGAGAAUGGUACUUCCCUCAAGGGCGAGAACGAUAUGCCCCUUGAGCAGAUCCUCGAGGAUGACUUCCGUGUCAAGUACUUUGACGGCUACGUCAAGGCCAUGGCCGACGCCCACGAGAAGGACGGUGUCAACGUCAAGGGCUACAUGGCAUGGUCCCUCAUGGACAACUUCGAGUGGGCCGAGGGCUACGAGACUCGUUUCGGCGUCACCUUUGUCGACUAUGAGAACGACCAGAAGAGAUACCCCAAGAAGAGUGCCAAGAGCCUCAAGCCCCUCUUUGACAGUCUCAUCCAGAAGGCUUAGGCAUACUUCACCACGUUUGACUGUUGACGCGUAGGAAGAGGAGGUCGAAGGUAUCCAUCAAGAUUGGAUAUGCAUAUCAUUUUUGAAAAUGUACAGAGAGCACCAAACUGCUCAUGAUGAUGUAUGAAGAUUCUUUUGUUACGAUCCACCAUGUAGUUUGGAUAUAAAUUACCGAAAUAAGAAGUGCUUGAGUCCGAUGUUGUCUGUGAAGUGAACCAGGAAUCACUUAACAUGAGGGUCAUCUCGGAAGCGCUUCCUUGGCUUA